GGCUGUGAAAUUUCCUAUAGUGGUAUCGAGCCUUCAUGCUUCCGACCAAACAUGCUGCUAAUCCAGGGCUUAUUUUCUCCCAUUCUUCUCUCAACACGACACUCAACUUUUCAAUAUUUCUUAUCUCACUUCUUCUUUCCUUGACAAGAUUACCCAAAGCGGCCCAAACAUGCUCUAUCGGAUUCAAAUCAGGGCUUUGUGCGGGCCAGUACUCAGCGCCCCUGGUCUGGUGGACUUCCUUCCAUCAUUGAACAUAGCCGCCAAUUGUGGCAGCUAGAUCCAUCCUCUUGGAAUAUAAAGUCUCUAUCCUCUUUCUAGCAGAGUUGUGCGAUCCAAGGUGAAAGCUUUGGGCUAAAACAUUUAUAUAUUUGUCUUGAUCAACUGUGCCGUUAAC
This is a messenger RNA of Rhizopus microsporus ATCC 52813, 394 nucleotides long. RefSeq lists its product as uncharacterized. The record is from RefSeq and is a predicted model, not a curated record. Lineage: Eukaryota; Fungi; Mucoromycota; Mucoromycetes; Mucorales; Rhizopodaceae. Bases 36 to 251 code for a protein of 71 amino acids. The transcript has a single exon.